Molecule: messenger RNA, 3840 nt
Organism: Seriola aureovittata
Lineage: Eukaryota; Metazoa; Chordata; Actinopteri; Carangiformes; Carangidae
Gene: diaph1
Product: protein diaphanous homolog 1
Exons: 11
Coding region: 1-1449 (482 amino acids)
Biological process (GO): actin filament polymerization
Cellular component (GO): cytoplasm; actin filament
Molecular function (GO): microtubule binding; actin binding
Source: RefSeq, a predicted model, not a curated record
AUGGCCACCACUAGAGUCUCCUCUUUCUUCUGUCCUUCUCUGUAUAUUACCAUCCCCCUCCCAAUUUCUUUGUCUACCUCUCCAGCCAAAAAGGAGCAGGAUGGAGGAGAUGACAAGAAGCAGCCGCAGAAGAAGAAGGUGAAGGAGCUGAAGAUUCUUGACUCCAAGACUUCACAGAACCUCUCAAUUUUCCUGGGAUCAUUCCGUCUCCCUUAUGAAGAGAUCAAGAAUGCCAUCCUGGAGGUCAAUGAGAAGAUCCUAUCGGAAUCCAUGGCUCAGAACCUGGUCAAACAACUGCCAGCACCAGAGCAACUGAGUGUCCUGGGAGAGAUGAAGGAUGAAUAUGAUGACUUGGCUGAAGCCGAACAGUUUGGAGUAGUGAUGUCCAGCGUGAAGCGACUGAUGCCACGGCUUCAGGCCAUCCUGUUCAAGCUGCAGUUUGAGGAGCAGCUCAACAACAUUAAGCCAGAUGUGGUUUCUGUGACAGCAGCCUGCGAGGAGCUCAGGCAAAGCGAGACCUUCUCCAAGCUGCUGCAGAUCAUCCUUCUUGUUGGGAACUUCAUGAACUCUGGUUCUCGCAAUGGAAAAGCAUUCGGCUUCUCCGUAUCAUACCUGUGCAAGCUGCGUGACACCAAAUCAGCUGAUCUGAAGCAGACACUUCUCCAUUUCCUGGCUGAUGUGUGCCAGGAGCAGUAUCCUGAGAUUAUGAGCUUUCCAGAUGAGCUCAUCCAUGUGGAAAAGGCCAGCCGAGUUUCUGCAGAGACAAUUCAGAAGAACCUAGAGCUGAUGGGCCGUCAGAUCAAGAACCUUGAGAAGGAUCUGGAAACCUUCCCUCCUCCACAAAAUGACAAGGACCUGUUUGCAGAGAAGAUGUCCAGUUUUGUGAUCAGUGCCCAUGAGCAGUAUGAGAAGCUGGAUCUUAUGCAUAAGAAUAUGGAGAAGCAAUAUACUGACCUUGGAGACUAUUUUGUCUUUGACCCGAAAAAAAUUUCUGUAGAGGAAUUCUUCGGGGACCUCAACACCUUUAAAAACAUGUUCCAGCAAGCAGUGAAGGAGAAUCAGAAGAGGAAGGAAACUGAAGAGAAGAUCAAGAGGGCCAAGCUGGCGAAGGAAAAAGCAGAGAAGGAGAAGGAGGAGAAACUCAAGAGGAACCAGCUCCUUGACAUCAACGCAGAGGAUGAUGAAACUGGUAUCAUGGAUGGCCUGUUGGAGGCGCUGCAGUCCGGCGCUGCUUUCAGGAGAAAGAGAGGACCCCGGCAAGCAGCCAACCACCGACGAGCUGGUCAUGCAGUGACCAACAUCCUGGCCAAAGAGUUGAUGCAGGAGGACACGCCUUCAUCAAGUAAACUGCCCGCAAAGAAGAAGUCAGAUGAGAAAGAGGAGGCUAAACUAGAGGGGGCAGAGUCAUUGGAGGAAUUACUGGAGGUUGCUCCCUCUCGUUCUAAUUAGGCAGAGCAGGCAGAAAGUUUUUACUCAGAGUCAGUGAUAUCCCAACGCAGGUAAAUUUCUUAGACAUUCCAGGGGCCAAUAUCAAUCUGAGAUUAUCUUAGUGAAAAAAGGCCUGUGUUCUUCUGACCUUUGUCUUAACAGGACCAUCUUUUAGGGUAGCACUGACUGUGUCUUCUGUGAGGACUGAGAGAGGUAGAGGAUGAAGGCGGGGCUCUCAACUCAACUCUCGAAUGUCCCUCAUUAACAUUUGGAUGUUUGCCAGUCAUAUAAAAAUGUUAAUUGCUUUGUUCACCAUGUGCACAUAUCUGUUAACGUAUUCUUGUCUGUUUCUGUUCUCUGUAUUUCUGCAUCACUGAAUUCACUUGUCUUUCACGAGCGGGCAUCUUGAGGAAUUCCAAAGACUUACUCAGGAGGGAGCCACCCUUUAUUUUGCGGUUAUUUCCAAAUUCUAAAUUUAACUUUGGAACGUCUGGAAUUAGGCACAUCCUACAACAGCUUCAUAGGUUUCUCUGGAUGUUUCAGCCAUGAUCACUUUGCGCUUUUUUUUUUUUAAUCUAUAGAACUUAUUGUGUUAUAUCUGUCUAAUAUACUGUAUGUAACUGUCUAAUAUACUGUGUAAAUGUUAAUCAUUUUUGCUGUAUUAUUGAAAAAAGUGCCAACCAGUAGAAAUCCAGUCUUGUCAUUUCACCUCCAGGUUUUGUCCAGUCACAGUUUGCACUGGGGUGAUGUGUGGAGCAGUCAUCACCUGGGUGUUUCAGUGUGUUGUUUGUUUAAUGAGAGGGGAUUUAGUUCACUUGUUUGCAUGCAUCAGUUACAUAUCACAUAAAAAUGAGGAUAAUUUACAUAAACUUGUCUACGCUGUAAUGCCACACAUGCCUAUAACAGUUACAUGAAGAAAACCUUCUUUCAUCCAUGAACAUGAACACUCUCAUAAACCCCAGAGGGAAGUAUAGUUAGAUGGGAAGAGAAAGUUCUUUCACAGUCAGUUAAACCAAAAAAGAAACUUUGCAUUUUAAAAGGGUGUUUCCAUACAAAAGCUGGCCUGAGCAGUUUACAUGCCUGUGUGUUUCUGUGUAUGAGAAUGUCAGUGUGUGUGUGUGUGUGUGUGCAGUAAGCCACCUAUAUUUAGUUUUGUGUGCGCAAUCGACUCCCUAAAUUUGUGUGUGUUUGUGCAUGUAGGUUUGAGUGUGUGUUGCCAUCUGUAAUUACUGUAUGGUACCGACUAUGCUGUCAUAAAUGUUAGGUUUCAUAAACAGCUUUGUGGUCUUUCUGCUGAGGAUGUAGCACACUGGAAAACUGCCCAAAAACUGCUGAGACAAGUAUGUGUUUGUUCAGUUGUCUGUGUGUGUGUGUGUGUGUGUGUGUGUGUGUGUGUGUGUGUGUGUGUGUGUGUGUGUGUGUGUGUGUGUGUGUGUGUGUGUGUGUGUGUGUGUGUGUGUGUGUGUGUGUGUGUGUGUGUGUGUGUGUGUGUGUGUGUGUGUGUGUGUGUGUUCAGUUGUCUGUGUGUGUGUGUGUGUUUUCACCUGCUUCCCCUCCCACUGAACUGCAGCAGUAGUUGCUGAAUGUCUGGCCUUGCCUUUGUUGGUAUUCAGUAGCCAUCAGCAAACAUGUUGCCAUGAUGUUGUGGUGUAAUAUCUGACAGGAGUCCUGAGAGGUGAUGUCAGCUGCUCCAUGCAAUAUUUAUUCCUAUGCAAACACAAUACUGUAGCGUGCACCUUUGCCCUGAUAUCCAGCCAGCGUCAGGAUCCAAAAACCACUGGGGGGACUUUAGUGGUCUUUAUAAAAUAACAGAUUUUUUUUCUCAACAACACCAGCAAUCACAUGACAUCUAACAUAAAAAAUUGAGCGCCUUUGGAUGUUGAGGAACUGGCACUUAAACAACAUAACAACAAAUGAGGUUCUUUAAGAACAGUAGGUGUAGAAAUUCCUUGUUCUGAUCAAGUGCUGCUGCCUCAGUUUAAUCCAGUAACACUUAAAAUAAUUAGGUGCUGUGCCCACUCUGAAGCACAAAAUAUGUUGUAGCUGUAUUUAAACCACAGACACAAUUCCUGUUUCAUCCUUCUGCCCAUCUCUACAAGUGGACAGUGCCAGGUGACUGUGUGUACCAGAUACCAGCUGUCCAACAUUAAGGAGAGAGAAUAUCAGAACAUCACUGGAAUGUUAGCUGUUUUUUGUUUUUUUAUUUGAGUCAUUCCUUUUGCUCAUAACGUCUUUUUUAAGAGAGUGUUUUCUAUGUGGAUUUUUACAAUUGAUUAUUUUAAUGUAUUUGAAUUGUGACAAUUUUUUUCUCAGAUUUCUCUAUGUACACAGAAUAAUGCACAUGGUCAUUCUGUUUGCUGCACAGAACUGUUAAAAUGUCUUAAAUAAAUUGAUCUGAUUUCAUUAAUCUUU